GAUGUGGGUUUGCUUUUUUCUGUUUACGUUCUCCGUCUUCUUUCGUCUUGUUUUUGGUUUUAUGUCUUAGAAAACAGAACUUUUCAAAGCAGGCCUGGCACAGCCCAAGGCUACUCUGCCCCCACGUGGACGCUCCCCAGGGGAAAGAAGUCUGGAAGUAAACUUAGCCCCGCUGGCCUGAAGGCCUCAACUCUGGCUGGACUGUAAGUUUUGGAGUCAUGACCUUCUCGCUUGGCAGGUGGGAUUCUUUAUCUGCUUUGGGCUGGACCUGAACCUCAGCUGGCACCCAAAUCUCCCCGCUCCAAUCACACCUUGUACCGGAGCUAGGCCCUGGACACUGAUCUGCAACAUGGAUAAAUAUGACGACCUGGGCCUGGAGGCCAGUAAGUUCAUCGAGGACCUGAACAUGUACGAGGCCUCCAAGGAUGGACUCUUCCGUGUGGACAAGGGUGUCGGCAACAACCCUGAAUUUGAGGAAACUCGCAGGGUGUUUGCGACCAAGAUGGCUAAAAUCCACCUCCAGCAGCAGCAGCAACAGCAGCAGCAGCUCUUACAGGAGGAGGCCCUGUCUAGGGCUGCCAGAAGCCCUGUCAACGGUGGGAGCCGUCCGGGUGUGAGCAGCAAGCUGACAACAGAUGGUGCCGCCAAGCCCCCUCUGGCUGCGCCAACAGUGGCACCUGGAUUAGCAGCCACCACUGUGGCUGUGCAGCCCUCAUACCCAUCUCAGGAGCAGAGGGCCAGGCCAUCUGCCCAUGGUGCAAGGCCUGGCAAUCAGAACUGUGGUUCUAGGGAGGCGCCUGUGAGUUCCCAGAGGCCUGCUUUACACGGUCUGGGUCCCUGUGAAGACCCUUCCUGCCUCACUCAUGGAGACUAUUACGACAAUUUCUCUUUGGCAAGCCCACAGUGGGGUGAUAAGCCAGAAGUGUCCCCCAGCUUGAAUCCGAGUGUAAGGAGUGGGUGGCCAGGUUGCCCAGGGAAUGAUUCCCCAUUGCCCAGAUCCUGCGGGGACCAUUACUCUUACCAGCCACAAAUCCCCGUGUGCUCUGGCAGGCCUUUUGAGAGUGGCAUCAGUGGCCAGGAUGGUGGCAUUAGUGGCCCUAGCAAUGUGAAGCCAACAGGCCUUUGGUCUACUGCCUCCUCUCAGCGGGUGAACCUCGGCUUUUCCUCUCCGGGCUUGGAGAAUGGGGCCCCAGCUCAACCCAGGAGCACAGCUGUUUCUGCACCUCUGGUCCCUGACAGCACGAGCCAAGGAGCUUGUCUAAGAGAUUCAGGUCUGGGAUGUGAGGCUCCAGGCAAGGUCCUCAAACCUACUGUGGACGCUCAGCCUUGGCUCCAGGAUGGGCCCAAGUCUUACCUCUCUGUUUCUGCUCCAUUAUCCUCAACAACUGACAAGGACAGUACCCAACCAGGUAUGACCCCCGGGCUGGGUCCUAAGCCUGGAUGCAUGGACUCUGGCAUUGGUCCCAAGCCCAGCCCCACCAGCCUUGUCCAUCCGGUGAUGUCCACUCCAUCUGAGUUAACUUGUAAAGAGAGUCCUCCCAGCUGGUCCACUGACAGUAGCCUGGGACCUGUGCUCCCAGAGAGCUCCACCCCCACCAAGGUGAGGUUGCCUUGCCAGACCCUGGCACCAGGUCCUGAGCUUGGACCCUCUACUGCGGAGUUGAAAUUAGAAGCCCUUACCCAGCGUCUGGAGCAAGAAAUGGACGCUCACCCUAAAGCUGAUUACUUUGGAGCCUGUGUGAAAUGCAGCAAAGGGGUGUUUGGAGCUGGCCAGGCCUGUCAGGCCAUGGGGGACCUCUACCACGAUGCAUGCUUCACCUGUGCAGCCUGCAGCAGGAAGUUAAGAGGAAAAGCCUUCUAUUUUGUCAACGGCAAAGUAUUCUGCGAGGAAGACUUUUUGUACUCUGGCUUUCAGCAGUCUGCCGACAGGUGUUUUCUUUGUGGACAUCUGAUCAUGGACAUGAUCCUACAGGCCCUAGGGAAGUCCUAUCACCCUGGCUGUUUCCGCUGUGUCGUCUGUAAUGAAUGUCUGGAUGGGGUGCCUUUCACCGUGGACUCAGAGAACAAGAUCUACUGUGUCCGAGAUUACCACAAGGUGCUGGCCCCAAAGUGUGCAGCCUGUGGGCUUCCCAUCCUUCCACCAGAGGGCUCAGAUGAGACCAUCCGUGUUGUGUCCAUGGACAGAGACUACCAUGUGGAGUGCUACCAUUGUGAGGACUGUGGUCUAGAGCUCAAUGAUGAGGACGGUCACCGCUGCUACCCACUGGAGGACCACCUGUUCUGUCACUCCUGCCAUGUCAAGAGGCUGGAGAAAGGACCCUCACCUGCAGCCCUCCACCAGCACCAUUUCUAGUCAGAGACACAGUGGGAUGCAGGGCCAGGGUCGUCCAGGGAGGUGUCUGUAGGGUACUUCUGGGGAUCCCCAGAGCUGGAGCUCAGGAAGAGGAGGGACAGGAGGUCAAGUUCCUGUGUGUGAGAAGGGUACCUUUGUUUCAACCACAGCAGUGUGCACUCCCCAUCAAGUCCAUGUGUUUUCCAAGUGCUCUUUCCCAUUGCCAUACCCUCACCAAAUCACUCAGGAAGAUGCUCUAGUUUGCACAUGGCACACAACACAAGGUUGGGCCUGUGUAACUGGACACAUCCUACUCCAUGGAAAUAGUUCAUGCUUCAUGGGGACAGGUUUUCGGAUUGUGUUGAGCACAUUUCACAAUGUUCCUAAAGAGAAGCAGUGAUGGAGAUGGGCCACACCUCCCUCCUCUAGGAAAAUACCUGCACCCAGGUAAUCCUCACACAUCCUAUGGUGUGAUUUACAGUUCUUUUCACCUCAGAACUUUAGUUCUUCUGAGAACUGCAUUACAACAAGAAAGAAGCACUGUAUAUGCUUUGUACACUUGGAGUUUGCUUGGUAAACCAGAGCCAAGCUUUGACGUCUGGGAGGCUGGGCCUCCCUGUUGUGCCUCUGCCUCUCCUCUCCUAAGGCAGCUGAGCGGUGGCAGAGGCCUGCCCUGUCCUACACAGCCAGCUCUGAGAGAACUGGUGCAGGCACCAGACGUCUUGUCCACUGCUUGGUGCUGUUGCUUCUUUGCUUCCUCUAGUCUGUGACAUUGGAGUUGCUUCCUUAAGGUGAGUCUGAGGAUCUCAUGUGCUUAUUUGGAUCCUCUUUCUGCUUAUUUGUCCAUAUGCUGGGAGAGAGCUCCUUUUGAAAGGAGAGUUUUUGUGUGUGAGAUCUCAAAGCUAGCACCAGAGGGAGUGCCUGAGGACGUCUCAGAGGUAUCUCUCCUGCCCACUUCUCAGCACAGACAUUAAUUCGGUUUGAAGAAACCAAUAUAAGGUACACUGCUUUUGACUGUUUUUUUUAUUUUCUUCAUUAUUUCUCUCCACCUUUUUCCACACACAAAACAUACCUCACAGAUAGUUUUCACUAAAUCACCAUCAAGGAGGAAUCCGCCUAUUAUAUUGGUCUAUUAGCAGUGGCUAAUUUCCACUCUUGACUGCAGUCACAAGCAAGGUCAUCCGAGACCAGAUGCAACUGAAAUCAGCACACUGGCCCCAUGUGCCUCUGGCUCCUGGGGUAGCCUGGCUAAGAGGGAGACCACAUGUUGACAAAAUGUUAAGAUCACUUCUGAGCUGGGUAUGUGGGCACCUGCUCUUCCAACAUUUGGGAGACUGGUUUGUGAAGUACCUACUCCAAGGCUGUCCUCAACUAUAUGAGGCUGUGGCCCCACUCAAAAACUAAAAAAAAAAAAAAAAAAAAAAAAAAAAAAAAAAAAAAAUUAAAGAGAAGAAACAAAAAUCCACCCAGCACUAAAGAACAUAAUCAACUCUGCCUAUCACUUCCUGAGGUCAGAGGUCAGUGUCUCCUUGAUAAUUCACAUGGGAGAAUGGGAGAAACUGAAAAAGCAUAAACAAAAUGGCUUUUCAGUUGCCCUCUUAUCUUCAAGGAGUGCCCACAACUUGUGGCAGGGAAGCUGUAGUAUCUCACUUCUGCUGGUCUGGCUGGGUACCCAGCAGCUGGCUUGGGUGACGAAGCAUGGUCAGGGGAGCCCCACCACAUGUGAAGUGGACUCUUGACUGGGCCCCAGCUCUACCUGUAGGCUAUUUCAAUCCUGCUGGCCUCUGUUGCCUGGGAGAAGUUCAGAACUGGUGCUGGGGACCAGGACCAUCUUUUUCAUUUUUUAAAGGUUCAUUAUGCUGGGAUCCUUUGGUCAAAUGUCACUUCCUUGUUUCUCAUUCUAGACAGAGCCCCUUAAAAAAACUGAAUAUAUGGGGCUAUGGAGAUAGACCCUGAAGCUAGGCCCCUUUCUUCCCUUCAAGUUAUCUAACUUGGCUUUGGCAAGGCUGACAGGGAAAGGAAACGAGCCAAUAUGUCUUUGCCACCCUUGAGGUGCUGGUCUAGUUGACAUACCUUACUCCAAUUUUGAGUCAAGAUAACUGAAGGAAAUUGUAUUGGAAUCAAUGUCAGAAGUAGAGGGUGUUUGUUUGCAAAUUGGAUAAUUAGUUUAAAACUCUGUGAUUAGUUUUUAAAUGAAAUUCCUGAAUUCCUGAUUGAAAUGAUUUGGAUGUGUUUGCAAAUAUAUUUUAUAUUACUGAAAAAGAAUAAUAAAGGAAUUUGCAGACUUCCUAUAAUA
Messenger RNA from Cricetulus griseus (Chinese hamster), 4628 nucleotides. The record is from RefSeq and is a predicted model, not a curated record. NCBI's taxonomy places the organism in Eukaryota, Metazoa, Chordata, Mammalia, Rodentia, Cricetidae.